AUGUCACCUGAGGUGGCGACGUGGUGGAACAGCACGCAAAAUGUCACCAUCACGCCACGGAUUUGUCAUCCGCAAGCCAAAGGUUUGAACGACUCCCACGUAGAGUACUUGCAUUUGGAGGUGAAGGCAGCGCAGCCAUUUCACUACCAAGGGCACAAUGUGCAGGCGAUUGAAACUACAGUCGUCAUUCCCAAAGGCACGAAAGUGAAGGACUGCCAGUUCGAAUUCAAGGAGAUUCUCAUGAAUUUGACCGGGUUGGACUCGGGUCCACUGCAAGCCCUACGCCUCUCUUGCGAAGUCUCUGCGCUGGGGGUGGAGGGAGGUGGAUUUCCAGGUGUGCUGGCAUUAGCCUUCUUUGGCUGGCUGCUCAUGCCGUGCCCACUCUUGCUGGUGCCGACCACGUUGAUGUACUCAGCUGCCCGGCCCAUUGCUCUGGCCGUGGCGCUUUUCAUCGCCAACGUGGCGCGGUGCCUGCGCCGGCGCCGGCGACUGUGGCGGCUCAGCAGCCUUGGCCGCAGGAAGGUGCCAGUGAAUGUCGCCUAUGGCGAGGGUGAGCCAUGUUGCAUCUGCUUCGGAGCUGAGGAAGAGGCAAUUAUCGCGCUGCUUCCCUGCCGGCACUCGCUGCACGGCGGCUGCUAUCGAAGUUGGAUAUGCACAGAUUCGUACCCUUCUCGUGAUUUGAUUUGCCCCAUCUGCCGCCGAAAGGUGACGGGGGUGGGCAAGCUGGUGUAG
Messenger RNA from Effrenium voratum, 732 nucleotides. The record is from the annotation of a GenBank genome assembly. NCBI's taxonomy places the organism in Eukaryota, Dinophyceae, Suessiales, Symbiodiniaceae.